UUAAUAUUGUCUUAUUUAACUGAAAAAAAUAUGAAAUCUUUACAAUUAUAACAGGCGUGUAACUUGUCUGAAAAAAUGACCAGGGAAACUUCUGAUUCGCUGCCUUAAACACUAGAUGCCAUUUGCUCAAAAGUUGUAACAUGAUUGGUGUAAAUGCUCCAAAGACCCGCCUUCUUUGCUGCCAACGUCACACAGGCGCUGAAACUCCGGUAAAGUAGUGAUGUUUUGGUUGUCCAUGCCGUCGCUUUCACCUCCAUCCACGCUUCACUGAGGCUUCUCUUUCACAGGAGAGCCCCGGUGAGCGACUCCACACGCAUGGAGGUGACCUCGGAAGGUGUGGCGGUACCGCUGGAGAUGUCACCUGUUCCGGAGGAGGACGACAGUUUGAACAGUGACUGUGAUUACGAGAGCCUACAUGCUCAUGUCUCAGUGGUCAACCACAUGACAGCCGGAGCCGUGGCUGGUAUCCUGGAGCACACGGUGAUGUACCCCGUGGACUCUGUCAAGACGAGGAUGCAGAGCUUGCAACCAGACCCAAAUGCCCAGUACAGAGGUGUGUAUCAGGCUCUGAAAAGGAUGGUUCAGACUGAAGGGGUCUUCAGACCACUGAGAGGCCUCAACAUCACCAUGAUAGGAGCAGGACCGGCCCAUGCCCUCUACUUUGCCUGCUAUGAGCGGGUCAAACGCUUACUGAGUGAUGUCAUCCAGAGUGGAGGGAACACCCAUCUAGCCAAUGGUGUUGCAGGAAGUGUGGCCACUGUUCUCCAUGAUGCAGUGAUGAACCCAGCUGAAGUGAUAAAGCAGAGGAUGCAAAUGUACAACUCGCCAUAUCGCGGACUCUGGGAUUGUGUUCAAACCAUAACACGGACCGAAGGUGUCGGUGCCUUUUACCGCAGCUACAGCACACAGCUGACCAUGAACAUACCAUUCCAGGCCGUGCACUUCAUCACCUACGAGCUCAUGCAGGAGCAGCUAAACCCCCACAGACAUUACCAUCCUGCAAGCCACAUUGUGUCAGGAGCAGUGGCUGGAGCCGUGUCUGCAGCGAUAACUACUCCACUGGAUGUUUGUAAAACGCUGCUCAACACACAGGAGAAUGUAGCACUGAGCUCUAUGAACAUCAGCGGACACCUGACAGGAAUGGCCAAUGCCUUCAGAACAGUGUAUCGACUCGGGGGUCUGGCGGCAUUCUUUAAAGGAGUCCAGGCACGAGUGAUAUACCAGAUGCCAUCCACUGCUAUAGCCUGGUCGGUGUACGAGUUCUUCAAAUACUUACUGUCGAAACAGUAGGUGCAAUUGAAAUUGACUGACAGAAGGAAAACAAACUCCGAAAAACAACCCUACAGUGUAUGACAUCAGUCUGUUGCGUAAGUAAUAUUAAAGGCUGUCUCAUGCGAAGGUGCAGCAGAGAAUGGUGUGUUCUCAUAUAUUUAUUGAAGUAAGUGUGUUUUCUCUUUCUCUCUCUCUGAGUUGUGAUGUUUCACAAAAAGAAUAUGCAGCAAGACGACUACAAAGUCAUAUACAGUGGAUAUAAAAAGUCUGCACACCCUUGUUCAAAGCCAGGUUUUUGUGAUGUAAAGAAAAGACACAAGCAUAAAUCGUUUCAUAACUUUUUCCACUUUUAAUGUGACCCAUAACAUGUUAUAGGCAAUUGAAAAACAAAUUGAACUCUUCACGAGGGAAAAAUAAAAAAUAAAAAUCUAAAGCAACCUUGUUGCAUAAGUAUGCACACCCUUAAACUAAUACUUUGUUGCAGCACCCUUGGCUUUAAUUACAGCACUCAGUCUUUUUGGGUAAGUGUCUAUGAGUCUGGCACAUCUUGAUGUCGCAAUAUUUGACCAUUCUUCUUUGCAAAAUUGCUCCAAAUCUGACAGAUGGCGAGGGCAUCUCCUAUGCACAGCUCUCUUCAGAUCACUCCACAGAUGUUCAGUUGGAUUCAGGUCUGGACUCUGGCUGGGCCAUUCUAAAACCUCAAUCUUUUUGGAUCUUUGUCAUGUUGAAAGAUAAACUUCCUCUUCGUCUUCAGUUUUCUGAGAGUAUAUUAAUACACAUACAAUAGUAGGUGUGGUUACUUUGUGUGUGUCCACUUGUCCAAUUUAU
Cynoglossus semilaevis (tongue sole) is the source of this 2100-nucleotide messenger RNA. RefSeq names its product mitoferrin-1-like. Gene Ontology annotation, biological process: iron import into the mitochondrion. Lineage: Eukaryota; Metazoa; Chordata; Actinopteri; Pleuronectiformes; Cynoglossidae. The transcript is spliced from 4 exons. Gene Ontology annotation, cellular component: mitochondrial membrane. Gene Ontology annotation, molecular function: ferrous iron transmembrane transporter activity. The coding region runs from base 316 to 1290 and encodes 324 amino acids. The record is from RefSeq and is a predicted model, not a curated record.